GCCAAUGAUCACUGCCCAGACACCCUUCUCCAGUCAGAGAGCUAGGUAGGGACUGAAUGUCUGUCCGGCCGGACUUCUAUCACUGUGUCCUCAAGCAGCUUUUAAUACGAGACCUUUGUCACUUAACAGCACUGUAAAGUUCCGAACCUGGCUGUGGUUUCUGGGGUAAAUCAGCAAGCAUUAGAAGUAACUAAGUGAGUUUGAAUUACUUCUGAGAUAGCCUUGGCAGGAGAUCCAUUAGUGAUCAGAUCUCUGUCAUUAACACUAGAAACAACUGCUUGGAUGAUCAGGAUCGAGGAUUCUGAGCACACUACUCCUGCCUUGGCACAGGUCUUUUGGUUGAGAGGACAGGAGGCUGGACGUUUCAAUGGGGGGGUUCCUGACCCUUGUGGAGCCUGUAGUGAUUCUCAACAGCAUCGGAUCCUCCUUCUACGACACAGCCUUGACGUUGGCGAUCUACAGCCGCUGCAACGAGACCUCGGGCGGACAGAGUGAUGAAGCCCAGACUCUUUCCUCUGACUUCUUCCGGGUGUACAGCAGUCUCGGCUCCCUGGUCUCCCUGCUGUCCACAGUGCCCCUGGGGAGGCUGGCAGACCGCAGAGGGCAGAAGGUCCUCCUGGUGGUUCCCCAGCUUGGAUCCAUCUUGGGCAAGUCCUUCCUGCUAUUCCUCAUUCUGUACCGGCUCCCUCUCUAUGUGCUCUAUGUGGGUGUCUGCCUGCAUGGCAUCUGUGGAGGAUCUCCUGCCUACUGGAGCGGUGUGAUCUCCCUGGCCGCCAUGAGAUCAGGCCCCCGGUCACGGAGUAUGAGACUCAACUCUGUAGACUUUGUCUCAGGGGUAGCCGGCAUAAUCGGAAGUCUGAUCUCUGGGUACGUCUACCGGGUCAAAGUGAGCGAUGGGCAAACUGGAGUCCUCUUGAUCUUCGUCAGCCUGCUUGUGUGCGGGGCAGGUCUUUUCUACUCAGCCUUCAUCCUAAAUUACCCGGCCAUUGCAGAGAGGGAGGAAGGGAAUCCGGGCUGCCUUGCCUUGGGGGAUUCAUCCGAGCGAGGGGAGAUGGAUAGGGGAGCUGUAGCUCUCCUCUUUGCAGCUAUGAUCCUCUUUGUGUUGGGGAUGUCCGGCGCUGAGAAGGUGAUCUGUCUCUUCGUUCUCAAGCCUCCACUCAGCUGGGACUCUGUGUGGGUGGGUUAUGGCCAGGCUGCCACCAACAUGAUGUACCUGACUAGCUUUGCUGGGGUGCUCCUGCUCUCUCGCUGGCUCAGUGAUCCCGCGCUCAUCCUACUUGGAAUUGUCUCCAACUGUACCGGUAUGGCCAUCAUGGCCUUUGCACAGCACAGCUGGGUCUACUUCACAGCUCGGGGAAUCAUGAUGUUUGCCUGCAUUCCCAUGCCCACCAUCCGCUCCCAGCUCUCUAAGCUCAUGGAUGCACAGUCGUAUGGGCGUAUCUUCGGCUGGCUCCAGUCCAGCUUGGCAGUGACAGACGUGCUCUCCACCUUCCUCUUCACUGGAGUGUACCCCCUCACCCUGGACUGGUACAGCGGCUUCUGCUUUCUGCUCUCCGCCUUAGUCAGCUACCUCAGCGCUGUGCCCAUCCUAUACCUGAACUACAGAAGGGAAAGAUGUGGCUACAGCAGACUCUCUGGAACAGACUCCCCUCACAGUGCCAUCAACACCUAGAUAACCUGAAGAUACACGACCCGCCCCUUCAUUUAGAGUGACCAGCUGCUGCUGUACAAUAGUGACCCCUGCUGGAAGAGGAUGGGCAAAGCAGCAAGGAAUUCAAGACUUCAAUCAAGUCCUCUCUUUCCCUUCUUUUUUCUGGGCUGAAGAGAUUUAAUUAUUUUAACCUCUCCUCAUAGCUCAUGUCAUUGAGUCCUGGGAUCAGCCUAGUUGCCCUUCUCUGUACCUUCUAGAGUAUAAUGAUGUCUUUUUUGUAGUGAGGUGACCAAAACUACACACAGUAUUCUAGGUGGGGUCUAACUGGGGCAUUGUAUAAUCUUUUCAAUAAAUAAGAUUGAUUUCAUAUUUACAGAAAAUCCUUUAUUGACCUGCUAAAAAAAAACACAAAAGCAAAGCACAUAUACUUCUUUUAAAAGGAGAAGAACACAAUUCAUAAAGGGUUUGAUAAUGAGUUCUGAGUAUGUUCAGUUUAGUUUAUUCAGUCAAUUUUGCGUUAAAUAACCACCUUCAUUAUAAUACAAAAUCUUACAGAUUUCCAAAAAACAAUGGGUGAAUAAAAAUAAAAAUAGCUGGAGCUCAGCCUCAUCCUUCAGAGCAUCCCGGUACCGCCUGAUAAAAAACAAACAAUAAAAUAAUCAAUCUAUGCGACGUGUUCAUCCCGGUGAACAAAAAUGAUGAGGCAGAGGAGCAUCGUAUACUCCCCCCUCAGGACGAGGCUGGGGGUGAGGAGGUGGUGGUGGAGGAGGGGGAGAAGGUGAUAAUUCGAAAGCACGGCAAGACUUGUUUGCAAAAUAUGUAAAAACUUUAUAGGUUAAUUGGAACGUGCUGGUAAUAGGCUUGUAGAUUAACCAAUGAAUGUACCAGGCACUUGUACUUGAUUUCCUGCCUGAAACCUUGCAAGCUUUAUAUUAUUGCUUGCUGAGUUUUUUGGAAUACUGAUAUAGGUAAAUGUGUCCGCCCAAAAAAUACAGCCACAGUGUGCAGGUUGCAGUGUGCAGGCUGCAGUGUGCAGGUUGCAAUAUGCAGGCUGCAAUUUAGAUCAAAUUCAGUGUUGUUAAAAGCUAAAGAGAAACUAACUUUAUUCAACAGGCAAGACAUUAUCCAGGGAUGGAAAUAAGACUCCCACUGCAUAGCAGUUUGAUCCAUUCCAGGUUUCACUAUGAGUUUAAUCAGACACACCUGAGCUUGUAAACUGUGGUCAAUCAAGCUUGUAUUAAAACCUGGAAUGGGUGAAUCUGCUAUGCAAUAGGAGUCGUAUUCCCAUCUUAUCUUAUGCUUUCCUUGGCUCUUACGAGAAUGGAGGUCGUUUAAGUUUUUAUUUACCCCUCCACCCUCGGCCAACACAGUCCUUUCUGGGUAUAACUUUAUUGACGUGGCAUCAGGUACACAUGUAAUUGUGUAGUUGUAGUUAACUAUUCAUAAGGCUUUUGGUGAAUAAACU
Messenger RNA from Acipenser ruthenus (sterlet), 3116 nucleotides. RefSeq names its product thymic stromal cotransporter homolog. Gene Ontology annotation, molecular function: transmembrane transporter activity. Gene Ontology annotation, biological process: transmembrane transport. The transcript has 4 exons. The record is from RefSeq and is a predicted model, not a curated record. Gene Ontology annotation, cellular component: membrane. The coding region runs from base 368 to 1672 and encodes 434 amino acids. Lineage: Eukaryota; Metazoa; Chordata; Actinopteri; Acipenseriformes; Acipenseridae.